This is a messenger RNA of Merops nubicus (carmine bee-eater), 2171 nucleotides long. RefSeq names its product Hermansky-Pudlak syndrome 6 (gene HPS6). Gene Ontology annotation, biological process: lysosome localization; melanocyte differentiation; organelle organization. The annotation marks the transcript as partial. NCBI's taxonomy places the organism in Eukaryota, Metazoa, Chordata, Aves, Coraciiformes, Meropidae. The transcript has a single exon. Gene Ontology annotation, cellular component: lysosomal membrane; BLOC-2 complex. The record is from RefSeq and is a predicted model, not a curated record.
CUGGAGCUCUGCCAGGGUGCCCGGGCCCGAAUCGUCUCCUUGUGCAGCCAGGGAGCCAGCCUGGUGUGGUGUGAGGAGAGGCCUCCCCUGGAUGCCCACUCGGACAUGAGCAAGUGUGCCUUCAGGUUCUGUGUCUGCACCCGGGCCCUAGAGGUGGGGGAGCAAGGUGUGCAGCUGGGCACCGUAAGGAUAGUCCUGCACAACAGCCCUGAGUACCAGGUCCUGGCCUCCCCCCAGCACGUCUUCCUGGUGCCUGCCACCAACAGCUUUGCCACCACUUCCAAGUUCCUUCUCAUCUGGCAUCCCGAGAAGGCAAAGCUCACCAUCGCAGCCCCCUCUGCAGGUUUCAUCCACAGCAAGGCACUGCACUCCAGCAACGAGUCAGAUUUCAGGAAGCUCCUGCUGGGUUCUGUGGGUCUUCUCUCAGGUUUGGCACCCCUGGACAUUCACACCUCCACCGUGUCCAAUGGCGGGGGUCUGCUGCUGGUGAGCACAAAGGGUGCUGUGAACUUAGUGGAGCCAGAUGGGACACAGAGACAUGUCUUUGACCUGGGGGGAGGCCCCCUGGCCCAGGGAAGUCCUGUCCAGCUGAAGACCUUUGGCAGCGUUUUGGCCUGUGUACUGGCUGGGGUCCUGUACCUCAUCGACCAGAACAGCGGAAGGCUCAUAGAAAAAAAAGUCCUGAGCAUGAAAGACGUGCAUUUCUUGGAGUCCCCAGGAGAGGAGGAUGGUAUCCAGCUUCUCUCUCAAACUGGCAUCUACAGCUUUAGCUUCUCCAAACCUGAGGACAGCAACAGACCUGAGCCGUGCCUUGUGGAGAUGGUGUUUGAGGAGGCCUGCAGAUACUAUCAGAGAAGGAGCCUCAGCAGCUCCAAGCUGACAGUGGAGAAGUUGAAGAAAGGUGGUGUGUUCCAAGCUCCUGUGGCCCUUGCUGCCAUCCUGCAGCACACCCUCCGCCAGAAGCAGAAGCCAGCCCGAGGCCUCCAAGACACUUAUGGCAAGCUGUUGAGCACAAUGAGCCUGGAGCUGCAGAGCUACAUGAGCCUGGAGCUCCUCAAGACCUGCGUGGUGUGUGCCCCAGAGAGUGAGGUGGAAAGCUACUGUGAGGAACUGGUGGAGCAGGAGGUCAGCCGUGUUCUGCAUUCUGACAUGGACAAGGACAAUUUAGCCUACCUGAACUCGAUCUUUGCCUCCUUCCCGAAGGCUGCCUGGAAGGCCACAAGAAGCUGCCUGCAGCUGCAGCAGAAUGGGGAUGGCCUCUUGGUAGCCAGGGCCACGCCGGAGGUGUGGAAGAAGGUCCUGGGGGGGCCGCAGCAGGAGGAGGUAGGUCAGAAUGGGGUGGUCCCGCUCUUUGAGCUCAUCUGUGCCUCCUUCUUGAGGUUCAAACCCAAAUGGCUGCCCAGUUUUGUGGAGCUGACCCAGCAGUAUGUUGGCAUCUCUUGGGCAUACAGCAGCAAGGAGGGCCCAGAGGGCCGGGUGCCCCUGUACAAGCGAGCUCUGGGAGUGCUGGCCAGGAAUAACAAGCGCAGCGAGGCAGAUGAUGAGAUGGAGCUCGAACUGCUGCUCUGCAGCAAGAGGCCUAAGGCUGUGCUGCAAGCUCUGCACCUUCUCAUCGGCCUGAAGCGAUGGCAGCGGGUGGUGGAGGUGGCAGAGAAGUUCUCCAAGCUCAGCCCCUUGCUUAACAAGGAGAUAUUCACCACACUGCUGGCAGAGUUUGCCCAACACCGGGAGCUGGACCCUUACUUGGACACACUGUGGCCGCUGUGCCCCGCUGAGCUCACUGCCUCAGACAUCCUCACCGUGGUCCUGCAGCACCUCCCUCACUCCCAGGAGGACCCAGUGCCCUUCUCCAGCGAGGGGAACCAGCUGACUAUAGGCUUGAUCAAGCCACUGCUGCAAAGGGUUGUGCAGCAUCCCUGUGUCCAGGAUGAGAUGUACUCAGAUGCCUUGCAGAGCCCGACCUUCCCCCCUCCCACCCCACCCCGAGAGCACAAGAUUCCUUCAAAAGCAGCGGCCGAUGAUGCCCCUCAGCCCCCCACAGCAAGGACUUCUUCCCCCUCGGCACUGGUACGGGGUGACACUGCGUGAAGGGGUGAAGCACAACAGGAUCCCAAGCCUUGGGUGCACGAGUUGGGGAAAGCCACGUCCAUCCCAGGAAAUCCUGCCCUGCC